Durusdinium trenchii is the source of this 2187-nucleotide messenger RNA. The record is from the annotation of a GenBank genome assembly. NCBI's taxonomy places the organism in Eukaryota, Dinophyceae, Suessiales, Symbiodiniaceae.
AUGACCUUGCACGCCAAGGAAGUCGAGUUGCGCCUAUUGCGCGCCAGACUCUUGACCAUAGAGCUGGAAAACAAAGAUGAAGAAGUGGCCAAAACGCACCAGUGCUGCAAGGCAAUCUUGGAGGAGUGCGGUAUCCAAUACUGCACGCUGCCGCUGUGGACAAUGGCCAUCGCGUGCGAGGGCUACUUCUGCGAGCAGGAGCGCCCGAGAGGGAACGUGCGACCAAUCGACCCAGAGAAGCUCCCAUCACCGAAGUCAUGGCGCGCCAUGUUCUUCUUGGAGGAGCAGAAGAAACGAGACUUGGAUCGCUUGUUGCGCGACGCCAUGAACGUGGUCCAUGACCUGAUCAUCUUGAGCGGUCCCACUGACUAUCAGCUGCGGCGCAUCAGCACAGAUAUUCUGUUCUGUAAAAAAAAUGUGGGUCUGUUGAUCAGCGCAGUCUACCGCCUAGACAGCACGAUCGGUCUAAUCGGGCCUGGUCGCAGGGACGCGGUGUUGCUCGUGGCAAAUUUGCCAAAUUUGCUGCGCCAUAUGCUGGACCGUGCGCUGCAGCUGGCAGACCUCUGGGGAGAAAACACGUUGUUGCAGCCUGUGCUUUACCACGACGAAGCGCAGGCAGGCAACAUCCUGUCUCUGCAGAAGCUAAAAAAAUGCUCCUUGUUCUACCUGACGUUUGACAUAUUCUUGCCUCUCUUCGGAGACACCGCGGCAUGGCUGCCGGUGGCAGUGCUACCAAAAGAGGAGCUGAACCAAAUAGAAGGCAUUGGCUGCGCGAUCGCUGCGGCGGUCAAGCACUGGCAAAAUUUCCACGGGAGCAGAGUCACCGGCUUGAAGCAGACCAUCCACCUUGCGGCCCACUGGAAGGUCCUGCUGGACGGCGACGCUCUCCGUGGAACUUUUGACCUGAAAGGUGCCGGCGGGAUUCGGCCAUGCAUGCUUUGCAGCAAUGUUCUUAAGGCGCACAGCAGAGUCGACGACGACCUGUUUUGCGAGAUCUCUGAGUGGAGAAAAGAAAAAUUUCUCACUCUCACAGACCGGGAGAUCUUCGCGCAAGCCGACGCGCUCAAGGUCAUAGAGGGCAAAAAGGCGAUCCAGGCCUUUGAGAAGUCUUGUGGCCUACGCAAAACGUUGCGUGGCGUGUUGAUGGACCCUGUGGCAAGGGAACUGCUGCCGCCAAGCCAAGCAGCAGUAGAUUGCAUGCACCUCUAUUUUGUGAACGGCUGCGCGAAUUUUGAGUUGGCGCUUCUCUGGCAGGCUAUAAACGCCGCCCUACCGCAGAUGACGCACCAUGCCCUCAAGCUCUGUUGUUUGGAAGCCAUGUGGCAAAGACCUUGGUCAAGUGGCCACAAAGGUCCGUCCCUCUUUGGAGAACUCUGGAGUGAGCACGCCUGGCACGCAGAACAGUUCAAAGGUGAGGCGUGGGCAACUUCGAUAGUGGUGCCUUUGCUGAACUACUACCUGGACAAGUUCGUGCGCCCGCGCGGGGUUUGCCCGGACGCCACUCGUUCGUUCGAGUGCCUGGCUUUGAGGUUUCGCUGGGCUCCCAUUGCAGAUUGGCAGGAAGUGAAAGAACUGGAUGCUUGGUCACACGUGCGCCAACAAUGCUUUGUGCGCUGUUAUUCAGCGGAAGCCUGCAGGCCGAAGCAUCAUUGGCGUCUGCACUUGGCUGAGUGGGCCAUGAUGCUCAAGUUCAUGCCAUACUGUGAAAGACAUGAGUCCAAGCAUAGAACCUUCAAGUCUGGUGGAUGUGGCGACCGCGAGGCACACCACGUGCACAAUCCCAGUGUCUACGCGUCCAAUGUGCUCAGCUCACUGCUACUGAUGCAGUUUGACGGGAGCGAUCUGACACCAUGGAAAUUACAUACGCCAGUUGUGUCGGCGCCAGACUUGCGCGGCUCGCAACAAUCAGACGGCGUGCGGAUCUGGUCCACAAAUGUGCGCAAAGGAGAUAUACUCCUCUUGGAUGUCGGCGCUCGCGCUGGCAUGAUGACAGGCGCCGUCUGCCGCGACGCUGCGCCCUUCAUUGAAUACGUGAACCUGCGUCUGACCUCUCGCGAGACAUAUGGAGCCAUCUUCGAGCGGGAGCGGACCUGCAAGCGCACUUUGCGCCAAAUCGACCUGAGCGGCUCUUUGCAAAUGCCUGUAUGGUGGUCAUGGGCCGGUGACAAAGUCACUUGCUUGUUUUAG